Molecule: messenger RNA, 663 nt
Organism: Cokeromyces recurvatus
Lineage: Eukaryota; Fungi; Mucoromycota; Mucoromycetes; Mucorales; Mucoraceae
Product: ankyrin repeat-containing domain protein
Exons: 2
Coding region: 1-663 (220 amino acids)
Molecular function (GO): protein binding
Source: RefSeq, a predicted model, not a curated record
AUGAAAGGAAAUUUUGAAGUGGUAAAAGUUUUAGUUGAAGCAGGCGCCUUAUUAAAUAGAACCACUAAAGAUGGAAGAACAGCUUUAUACUUGGCUGUACAAGAAGGGCAUGUUGAAGUGUCAAAAUACUUGACAGAUCAAUAUCCAAAAGCAAUUACACAAACUACACAAUCGGGUCGAUUACCAAUUCAAGCGGCAGCAGCUUAUCAUGAUCCAACGCCAGCUUAUGAAAUGACGACUUAUUUAUUAUCCCAUACUCAUGAUAACGUUAUUCAUCAUCGUGACAAUUCAGGUCGAAAUCUGUUGUUGGAUGCAGCCCUAUCACAAAACUUGACUUUAUUACGCUAUUUAAUUAUAGAUCAAGGUGCCAAUAUAAGUAAUACAGAUUCUCUGGGUCGUAACAUGAUUCAUCAUGCUGCAAUGACUGGACAUUUGAAUGUUCUUGAGAUGAUAUUAAAUAUAAAGCCACAGCAGCAAGGAUGGGAUAAUGCCGAUAGUUGGGAUCAUUGGACGCCUUUGAUGCACGCUGCAAGACAAGGCCAUUUCGAUAUUGUACAAUUCCUAGUUGAGACUGUUCAUGUAAAUAAACUGACUAAAGAUAAGCAUGGAAGAACAGCAAAAGAUAUUGGUAAGUGUGUGUAUAAUAAUAAUAAAUGCUAUUAG